Molecule: messenger RNA, 2217 nt
Organism: Ectocarpus siliculosus
Lineage: Eukaryota; Phaeophyceae; Ectocarpales; Ectocarpaceae
Source: the annotation of a GenBank genome assembly
AUGGUGGACGAAGGAGGUGCCGAUGUCUGUGAAAAAAUUGAGGGGUCGGAGGUCCUCCUCGCCCUCCGCACGCUGGUGAAAGAGCUACUCUCGAUCGAGGUUCCUUCGCUCAAGGAGUUCGUCUUGGCAUUCCAAGCGGCGUUCGAGACCUCCUGGCACUCGCUGUCAGCCUGGUUCUCGGUCCUAACGCUCUUCCUCUCGCCCGUGCUCCAGUUCCUGGCGGUGCUCGCGCGGGCCGUAUGGCCCCACGCCCAGACCGCGGCCAUCACCGUCUGCAAGUACCAGGCUUCGCUGCCGGCCUCCACGCUGUGCGCCGAGGCCGCCGCCGUCGUCCUCUUCAUCGCGCUCGUCCUCCUGCGGCGCUUCAUCGUGCGGCAGCGGUACAUACCCCGCGCCCGGCGCCGGGUGCGCAACUUCCGCGCCAGGAUCAACACCGCUUACAUGUCCUUCACGGCGUCGGUGGAGCGGAACCUGCGGCUCUCCGCGCGCGCGUUCCCCCACGUGGUCUACUGGACGGCCGCGGCCUCCUUCGCGUGGCUGGCCCCGGACCUGACCGGAAGCCUCCGGGACAAGUUCUGGGUGUUCGCGACGGCCACUUGGCCGACGCUCUACGCCGUCUACCUGGUACUCCUGGUCAGGAGCCAGAACGCGGUCAAUGACGAGGAUAGCGCCGGCGGCAGCUCUGUUAACGGAACGCCAGCCGGCGCUGGCACAAGGGGGACGGCGGCAAAAGCACCAGUUUUGUAUGCGCCGGGAGCGAGGACACCACGGGAGGGCAAGCCCAGGGCGGGCACACCCGGGGCGGGCACGCCGGCUAGGUCGGGGCUGGCGCGCGGCGCUGGCGUGAUGCCGCAGGACGUGGACCGGGUGCUGAUGUACUGGGUUGUGUUCACGGUGGCGAGGUGCUGGGGGUUGCUGGCGGCGUACGUGCCAGAGACAUUCUUCACGCCGUACGUGCGCACCGUCGCGUUUUUCUUGGCGCUGUGGAUGCACCUUCCGGGGCCUGGUAGCGGGCUGCAGGUUGUGUAUGCCUGGCUGGAGCCGCUUGUUCACACGUAUGUGAAGGACCUGCGCAUGCCCCAGAACGGCUACACCGGGACGCUGAAGAGAGUUCAAGACCUGCUGGUACUCGUUCGGCUGCUGACAGAGGAGAAGGCGGAGUUGCUUGUCGACAACAUCACAGACAGCUGGAUGCUGGUGCCGGCGCUGGCCUUCUUCUUAACUCCUUCCUUCAUGACCGAGCUAGCCUGCCUGUACGCUGGACUAGUGAUCCCCUCGUUCAACUCCAUCAAGACCCUUGGUCGUAGAUCGAAUACCUCGGCUGUCUCCACCGCCUGGGCCGCGCUGGCAACAUCUGCCGACAGUGCCCGGGUCCGGUGGCUCACGUACUGGGUAGCCUACGGGAGCUGGUGGCACUUGUCUUUGUGUCUGGGCGGGAUUCUAAGAGUACUGCCCCUCGCCGCACACGCCGAGCUGGCGUUGUUGCUGUGGCUGCAGGUGCCGUUAUUCCGAGGGGGGGGUCGCAUAUUGGAUUUCGGGGAACGGUGCAUGGAUCGUUGGACUUUCGGUUCUGAUGUUGCAUCCACCCCCGUGCGGCCGCUAACGCCGCCGCAGCAGCAAGAGGUGAACCGAUAGUAAUAGUCUGGUCUAGCGUACCCUACGUGUUUUGGUGCAAUGUUGUGGUGAGCUUCGUUUCAAGAGACGCAAGCUACUCGUACGCUCGAAAGGUAUUUAUCAAGCUGUAGACGGUGCAUGAGCAUCAGUGCGACUUAGGUCCGUGUAUUUUUUUUUUUGGCUUUCGGCCAUUUUUGCAGGUGCGUUGUACAAACUGUGAACCCUGUGUGUGUGCAAACUAUGAACGAUAUUUGUUUUUAGUUUUCGUUAAUCGUCAUGUAGUUUGUGUAGAGAAAGAAGGAUUCAGGAGGAGGAUAAGAAGAAGAGGGGGAAAAGGAGGUUAAAGGGAUGGCCAUGCCCUACUAACACGGGUUGAAAAAAUAUGCGGUGAUUGCUGGCUUGAACGCUGCAGGCCAUUAGGGAACGUGUGUGGUCGUAAGAGUAAAGUACGCGGAUGAUUUGGUAUGUAGCUUGGCGCCAUAGACAGUUGCUGUCUGGGUCUGGGAAGCGCAACCGUGGCUUAUUUCAAUCUCUUUCUUUCAACUAUCCCCUGCUUUCAUUACGUGGUGUUUUUUUAAGAACAAAAACGGAGUGUUAUAAAUG